This is a messenger RNA of Penicillium brevicompactum, 609 nucleotides long. RefSeq names its product LURP-one-related/scramblase family protein. The record is from RefSeq and is a predicted model, not a curated record. Bases 1 to 609 code for a protein of 202 amino acids. Lineage: Eukaryota; Fungi; Ascomycota; Eurotiomycetes; Eurotiales; Aspergillaceae. The transcript is spliced from 2 exons.
AUGGGCAUCUUCGGCCACCACAAUCUGGCCCCAGUCGUUGAGCCUAUCGCUAUAUUCGAUCAAUUCAUCGCGAAGGAGCCGCAAACAAUUGUCCUGAAGGAAAAAGUUCUAUCUGUCUCUGGAGAUAGCUUUGAAAUAAAACUGGCAGAUGGUCAGCCGUUUUUGAAAGUACACGGAGCCUGGGUAUCCCUAUCUGGCCGAAAGAAGGUCGAGGACGCACAUGGAAAACAUUUGUUUGAUAUCAUCAAGGAGCUCCUACAUAUCCAUACGACAUAUGCAAUCGAGGACACACAUGGGAGAAAGGCUUGUGAGGUAAAGAGCAAUCUUACAUUGCUCGGAUCUAAAGCCACCGCCAGUUUCACUGACAGUAAUGGCAAGGCCAGGGCUUUCAAGAUGAAAGGAGGCUGGUUUGAUCAUACCGCCGACAUCGUCGAUGAUAAGAGUGGCCAAACAGUGGCUCGUAUUGAUCGCAAACUGCUCAGUGGUCGUGAUCUUGUGUUUGGUCAGCAAACCUACGCUGUUGUGGUGGCACCUGGCGUGGAUGCAGCAUUGAUUGCUGCGUUGUGUAUCUGCUUUGAUGAGAAGAACAAUGAUGAACGUGGGGAAUAG